Molecule: messenger RNA, 579 nt
Organism: Symbiodinium pilosum
Lineage: Eukaryota; Dinophyceae; Suessiales; Symbiodiniaceae
Source: the annotation of a GenBank genome assembly
AUGGCAUUCGAUCUUGUGCUAUGGAGGGAGAGACCUGAAAUGUUCCCUGCGCUUCGUGGUGGUCACGAUUUCUAUCAAAACUCUGCUUGUAUCAACACAUUCUUUGAUGACUUCCCAACAGCAAAGGCUGCUGCUCGUGGCUUACGGCGUUUUCUGUCAAAGAGAUUCCAACCGAAAGGCAUACUGCUUGAUGCAAUUACUUGGAGGGUGGCAAGCGCUGCGCGUUAUGAGUUGGAACGAGCAGGCACACCUUCGAGGCAUGGAGCGUACAAUUUGUUCUUCUCCGUUCUGGGGGAACUGGUGGAUUGGGAGGGUUCAUGCUUCGGUGACGACUUGGUCCAUGAUUUGUCGUUGAUGCCCGCGCGGGAAAGGCAGAAGUACAUACCUGGGUUAACCAACAUGCGCACCCUUGAAUUAGACAUCUUCAUAUACGAGAUAUUGACCGCUUGUUUUUACCACAUAAUCCUUCAGCAAUACGAAGACGAUUUAGUCUUUCUUGAUGAUGAAGCACUUAUCACCGGAAGCUGUGAAGCGCUGGAUCGGCUGAAGGAAUUCUAUAAGGAGGCGUUCUCCGCAUAG